CCACCAGUCAUAAGGAGACAGGCAUUCCGACCACCCAAAACCCUCCUGUGUAGAGAACACCUUUUAAAAGCCCACUCGUUGAGGUAGGCCUAUCGUGGCCUAUGCCCUUUUGUGAUUGUGAUGGAACAGUCUAGGCGUUUGCUGAUGGUGUUGGUGAUUGUGAACCUUAAUUACCUUUGCAAACUUAGAGUGCAGUCUCAUGGUACCGGAGAUGAGCAGUUUUACAAGAGUGAAAACGCAACUUUUAAUUGCAGCCUCGACGACCCAGCUCUGAAGGUCAAUCAUGCAGAUCAGGACCUGCAAUUGAGGAAAGGGGGCGUGGUCAUCCAUUGCUUGCCAGGGUACGCCUCUCCCUUUGGUGGACCGGACAUACCCGUAGCUUGCCAGGGGAACACUUGGGAGUCCUUUCCCUGGGAGGACCCUGCUCACCCUGCCUGCGUCCCUGUGUGUCCGGAAGGGUGCGGCCAGGGGCUUUGCGUUGCCCCUGGGGAGUGCGAGUGCUUCGGGAGGAGCUGUGAGGAGGUGACAGCCAGCUGCAACCUCUCGUCUUUUAACCCGCGGAAUAGUGUGCUUUCGAAGGACAGGAAUAACGAAAUCGUCCUGGUCUGUAAAGAAGGAUUUGAGCUCACUACCAACACAUCCUCGACGCCGCUGCUCUGCCACCAGGCCCAGUGGCUCUACGCAGGCGUUGGCAGAGGAGAAGGAAUCUUCUGCUUGCCCGUGACAACACCUCCCUGUCAAAAUGGUGGAAGAGCCGUGGAGGGAAAUAUGUGUGUUUGUGACAACGGCUUUGCUGGACCGAGGUGUCAGUACAGGAAGUGUGACCGAGAUCCUCCCAAGGUCAAAUUUGCAUAUUAUGAGGACGUGAAAACCGACAUCUUAGUCAAUGCCAGCAGCGAGAACCGUGACAACCGGACUGCCAGUGAUGUCAGAGACCCCAACAGCCGUGCCAGUGACAACACCAACCCAAUCCUUGACAACAUCUCUGGCAACCCGAAAGGCAGGAGUAAAAGAAACAUCGAUAAGAAACAUCACGAUGAAGCAGGAGUACUGAAUGAAAGCAGAGUUUAUGUCUUUAGUAAGGAUAAGGAUCCCAGUGCCGCCGAGAGUGUGGUAUAUGAUAUCGAUGUUAUUGGCGUAGAUAGUGUUGGUAAUAUUACUGCUCCUGACGAGAGAAAUAUUGAUGUCACAACGGAACCUGUCACCACUAGUACUGAAAAUACUAGUAGUUUUUAUGACAGUGAUGUCAAUAGUGACAUAUAUGACACUGCCAACAUUACCGAUGACAACAUCACUGAUAUUGUAACCAGGUCUGAGGAUGUUAUUGACACCGAGGAGAAAAUUUAUGAUUUCGGAAUUGGCAUUCCUGACAGCACCACUGACAACACAUCCAUGAUUGAAAGCAACGCUACUGAGAGCGGAGAUAAAACGCCAGUCACAACAUUUACGAAAGCUGGCAUUCCUGACAACACCACUGACAACACAUCCAUGAUUGAAAGCAACGCUACUGAGAGCGGAGAUAAAACGCCAGUCACAACAUUUACGAAAGCUGGCAUUCCUGACAACACCACUGACAACACAUCCAUGAUUGAAAGCAACGCUACUGAGAGCGGAGAUAAAACGCCAGUCACAACAUUUACGAAAGCUGGCAUUCCUGACAACACCACUGACAACACAUCCAUGAUUGAAAGCAACGCUACUGAGACCGGAGAUAAAACGCCAGUCACAACAUUUACGAAAGCUGGCAUUCCUGACAACAUAACUGAUAACACCGAAGGCGAUUAUUUGACCCUUGACACCGAAGUCAUCCCUGAAAGAAGGUCUGCUGACACCACGGGAACUUUUGACACCCGAGUCCAAAUCCCUGACCACAGUACCACGGAGACCACACCCCCUCGUGCGGGAGGAGCCACCACCGAGAUAAUGGCUGACAACGAAGCAGAGGAAGAAAGAAGGAAAAGAGUCGUGUCCUUGAAGUACCUUGUGUGUGCUCCAGGAUACAAGGUAAAGGGCACUGGCACCGCACGCCUCCUUGUCAUGUGCCAAGACGGAGAGUGGCGCUUCUCUAACACUUCCUUGUCUUUCGAGGGGAUUUCUUGCGUUCCUGUGUGCGCUCGGAACCUGUAUUUCGCCGGACACCUGCGCGUGCAAGGAAGGUCACGUCGGCAAGCGUUGCGAGAAAGCUGUGUGUGA
Messenger RNA from Penaeus monodon (black tiger shrimp), 2193 nucleotides. RefSeq lists its product as uncharacterized. Lineage: Eukaryota; Metazoa; Arthropoda; Malacostraca; Decapoda; Penaeidae. The coding region runs from base 121 to 2193 and encodes 690 amino acids. The record is from RefSeq and is a predicted model, not a curated record. The transcript has 7 exons.